This is a messenger RNA of Arachis duranensis, 336 nucleotides long. RefSeq lists its product as uncharacterized. Gene Ontology annotation, molecular function: nucleic acid binding. Bases 1 to 336 code for a protein of 111 amino acids. The transcript has a single exon. The record is from RefSeq and is a predicted model, not a curated record. Lineage: Eukaryota; Viridiplantae; Streptophyta; Magnoliopsida; Fabales; Fabaceae.
AUGACCAUGAGCACCUCAAGGAAGGACUGGGCUAGGAAGAUAGAUGAUGCUCUCUACGCUUACCGGACAGCUUUCAAGACUCUUAUUGGUAGGUCUCCUUAUCAGUUGGUCUAUGGCACGGCCUGUCAUUUUCCUGUGGAGUUGGAACAUAGACCUUACUGGGCUACUAAGUUCCUCAACUUUGAUCUCAAGGCUGCAAGAGAAAAGAGACUUCUCCAACUCAAUGAGCUUGAUGAAUUCAAAAUAGCAGCGUAUGAGAAUGCCAAGCUAUACAAGGAGAAGACCAAACUGUGGCAUGACAAGAAAAUAACCACUAGAACAUUUAAGCCAGGCUAG